Magallana angulata is the source of this 1594-nucleotide messenger RNA. RefSeq lists its product as uncharacterized. Lineage: Eukaryota; Metazoa; Mollusca; Bivalvia; Ostreida; Ostreidae. The record is from RefSeq and is a predicted model, not a curated record. The transcript is spliced from 4 exons. Bases 1 to 663 code for a protein of 220 amino acids.
AUGGACCUAGUAAGUGUGUUCCUAGGAUAUGACUUAGAAACAAAACUAGUCUAUUCCAAGGGCACUGAAUUCAGACAUCCUACAUUCCAUAUAUUUUUAGCGAUUGCAUUGAUUGAAGCAAGAGGAGGCAGGGGUGGUGGAAGGGGCGGGGGAAGAUUUUCAUCCAGAUCCCGCUCAAGAUAUCGCUCAUCAUCCAGAUCUCGCUCAAAAUAUCGCUCAUCCUCCAGAUCCGCUUCCAGAUCUAAAUUUUCUGGAAAUAGAAUUUCUUCUAAAGGCCAACUUCGAACUGCCAUUUUGAUAGGCACAGUGUACGGUGCGACGAGAUGGAAGAAUCGAUACAGCUACCAAAAUGACAACGAAUUGCCCGAGGUCUGUUAUAAUGAUAAAUACGACAAGGCUCAGGAUGGCAACUCCACUUACCUAGGGCGCUUCCUCUGCCCCACGGACGGGAGUAUGAGGGGUGACAUGUAUUACUGCUGCGGGGAGGAGGGACAGCAGUACUGCUGUACUUUCUGGGGAGAUGGGGGACGUGUGGCGGGCGUGGUCCUCGGUGUCCUCGUGUUGGUGGCGAUCGUCUUCACCACCUGCUACUGUUGUGUCAAUAAAGGAAGCCCGAGGUCAACGUCAUUCCUCCGCACUCCUUAUCAAUUGGCUCAAACCUGAUGACGUGUGAUUAAGGAAAAAUGACCUUGGCACAUGAACAACCUGCGAUUAUAAAGUAGAUGAUGAUAUAUUAAUAUCUAUACAUAUUUUUAUACUCUGGUUCUCACUUUUUUUUUUAAAAAGGAGGAAAAAAUCAGUGUUUAGUUUUUAGCAGUGAUGUGUCUAUGGUUUGGUCAGUUGAUGGAAAUUGGUAUUAUCUGCCAGAACCACCCCUCAGUUAGCCAAUUGAAAAUAUGGAGACACGCCUUACCCCACAGGCAAUGCGCCUUACCCUGCUGGCAAUCCAGCUUACCCACCCAUGGGAAACAUGCUUUAUAUACUAAGCAAGGUUUCCUACCCAGGCAUGUAAAAUGUGUUUGAGUUAUAUUCUAAUCGACAAUAGACAUUCAUGCUUGGAUACUGAAACUAAGUACAUGUACUCUUAAGGGGGUUAGGGGGUGGCUGCCAUUUUAGACAGUUUUGAUCUCCUUUAAAAGAAGAGCUCCAUAUAAAAAUAUUAGAAAAUAUUAAAAUUUCAUAUUAAAAUAUAUGAAUUUUUUCUUUAUCAAAUAGUAGUUGAUAGCAUCAGAAAUCGCAUAUAAAAUUUUCAAAUAAAUCUGAUGGUUUUAUAUUAUAUUAUAUUUUGACCCCCCAGCCUCCUUAACACUUUUUACUUUAUUUUUUUAUCAAAUGUAUUUUUAGUAUUUCCAAGUUGCAUGCAACUUUUUCUAGUCCUAGCAUAAUUUGAAAUAUGUGCAAUUGAUAGAAAGUAUUAUCUUCGCAAGAUUGAAUAAUUGGGUUAUUCUUUAAUCGGAAAAGGUUUUUUAUGAUAAAGGGGACCGAUUACUUUCCAUUGUCCAUUGGAGACUAUUAGAAUUUAUAUGAGGUAUAGCUAACACAAAUUUCAUUAAGAUAAGUGGCGACCUUCAAAAGAUAUGUUAUGACAUUCAUG